Messenger RNA from Symbiodinium sp. CCMP2456, 2301 nucleotides. Lineage: Eukaryota; Dinophyceae; Suessiales; Symbiodiniaceae. The record is from the annotation of a GenBank genome assembly.
AUGGGAACCGCUCACCAGAUCUUCAGCUUCCUGGCACAGUCGUUGCAUCAGGGCACCAAGCCUGAGGAUUUGAAGAACUUCAACCUCUUGGUGGACAGCAUUGACGAUGUAUUGGAAAAGGUGGACACAAAUCUCAGGGAUGCCAAGUCUGGCAAGCAGACAGAGGAGGCUCCGGGUGGCGACGAGGAGGAGCCGGCGCCGACUCCCUCGGCAGGUUCGCAUGCCCUCCGCGCGGCGAAGCCGCAGGUGCGAUGGCGUCAGCUUGUCGACAACCACCGGAAGCGCUUUGUGCCCAGACUUUUGGUGAAGCACAACGAGAAAACUCCGCUGAGCCUCACGCUCUUGGAAGCCCAGUGCAAGGCUGGAAUCCGGUCGUCUUCCGGAGUGCAAGCGCCGCAGACCCAUCAGGAUGGAGACGGUGAGGAUCCUCUUCCCAACCCGUACGAAGAGGAGCUGAGUGCCUUGUCUUGGCCGGACGAGUUUUUUCGGCCGCACGCUGCCUGUCGCUUCAACCGCAUGGAGGAUACGCCCUUGAUCAUGGUCCGUACAGAGGAAGAGCUGAAAGAGAUGGUGGAGGAGAUCAAAGGAACCUGCAUCGGACAGGAGAUUGCCGUGGACGUCGAGCAUCACGAUUUCAGGUCAUUUCGCGGCUUCGUAUGCCUCAUCCAGGUGUCCACUCGGAAGAAGGACUUCUUGAUCGACCCGUUCGACAUCUUCGAGCAGCUGCACAUGCUCAAUGAGGUCUUUUCCGAUCCGCGCAUCGUGAAAGUGCUUCACGGCGCGGACCGUGACGUGCUGUGGCUACAGCGCGACUUCUCGAUAUACCUGGUGAACAUGUUUGACACGGGCCUUGCCACCCGUGCACUGCGAUUGCAAGGCGGUUACUCGCUCGCCAACCUCGUUUCCCACUUCUGUGGGGUGAAGCUGGACAAGAAGUACCAGACGGCGGACUGGAGAGAACGGCCGCUUUCUACGGAGAUGGUCCACUACGCUCGGGCUGACACGCACUACCUGCUCUUCUGCUACGACUGCCUGAAGAACGCUCUCUUGGCGCAGAGCGGAAUGGCAUCGAAGAGUGGCGUCAACGUCGGCAUGGCGGCGCUCGAGAGCGGCGAAGUCGAGGCGACCGAGGAAGGAGUGCAGAAUCUUCAAGCUGUGUUGCAGAAGAGUGCUGCCUUGUGCGGCCAAGUGUACAAGGAGGUGCCUCUUGACGCUGGCGAACACGCAUCCUCGCUGUCCGAUCGAUUUGGAUCAAGGCAGCGUCCGUUGAAUCCGACGCAGAUGGGCGUUCUCAAGGCACUCAUCGACUGGCGUGAUCAGCUCGCACGCAGCAUCGACGAGUCCCUGAACUUCGUGGCGCCCGACGCCUGCCUUUGGCGAGUUUGCCUUGCCAUGCCCACCUCGCCGGUGAAGCUGCGGAGCACCUGCAAUCCUUUGCCGUCCACACUGCAGCAGCAUGCGCAGGAGGUCGUGGACAUUAUCAUCAAGUCUCAGCAUCCCGGGGUCGGCGUAAAGCUCCCGGCUUCGGACUCCAAGGAGCGCCCGGCCGAACCGGCGACCGCUUCGCCCCGGGAGUCCGUGCCGAGCCCCGUGGAGUCCGAGGACCCUUCGGCCGGCGAGGUGCCAAAUCGACGCGUGGUGCUGGAAGCCUGGCCAGUCCGUCUGGAGCAGUCGCCACGUCCGCUGGUGCAUGUGGCCGCGAGCUUCGGAAGCUGGCAAGGCUCCAGCGAAACCAGCCGCAAGCGCAAGUUCUCCGUGCUGUGUGGCGACUCCUCCGAAGCCGAGGAGGAGCCUCUCCUCGGCGGCGAUGGCAGCGUGAAGAAACAAAAAGGGCGUGCGAGGGUCAUCAGACGGAAGAUCAGUUUUGCAUCUCCCGCUCCCCCUGCCGCUGUCAUUGCGAAAGCUCCAGAACCUCCCGCCAGCGCGGCGGUAAGUGCGCCGGGUGCAACCGUUCCCGAGACCGGCUCGGAAGUGCCCCCGGAAGUCCCGGCGCCGCUCAGAAAGCGGAAGAAGAAGCGGCGGCGUCCUGGCUUAGUGGAGGUGUCCGAGGCCGUCGAGGCGGAGCCCGAGGUGAGCAGCGCGGCUCCAACGGCUCCGGCUCCCCCUCCACCUGCCGCACCUGCCGAGGCAGUGGCAAAGCCCGCUGCCAAGCCGCCGGCCGCAGCAGUGCCCCAGGAGCCGGUGGGGACGGCCGAUGCAGCGGUUCCCAAAGCACCGGCUUCGGCUCUCGAUCCGCGCCCCAAGAAGCGGAAGAAAGUGGUCAAGCGCACGCAGGAGAUGGUGGUGGACCCCUACUUGUGA